This is a messenger RNA of Drosophila grimshawi, 1999 nucleotides long. It is a transcript of the gene daw, whose product is annotated as inhibin beta A chain. Gene Ontology annotation, cellular component: extracellular region. The coding region runs from base 223 to 1842 and encodes 539 amino acids. The transcript has 4 exons. Gene Ontology annotation, biological process: SMAD protein signal transduction. The record is from RefSeq and is a predicted model, not a curated record. Gene Ontology annotation, molecular function: cytokine activity; growth factor activity. NCBI's taxonomy places the organism in Eukaryota, Metazoa, Arthropoda, Insecta, Diptera, Drosophilidae.
UGCAACAAAAAGUGAACAAAACGGCAACAAAAAGUGAGCCUCGCUGCAAAUCUAUGAGUUUUGUAAGCCAAAAGACAACGAACAUUGAGUUUCAACUGCUGCCAAACAGAUAACAAUUAGCCAAUUUCACAACUUGUAGCAAUAACUAAAUUUCUAACACACCACAAAAGUUGUUCAACAAAUAAAAAAACAAAAAGAUUUAACCAAAAAUAGACGAGAAAAAUGGCGAAAUAUUAUAUGACACUGAUGCUGCUCCUGUGCCUGGCGCUGCAGAACAACAACAUCUAUGCACGAUCGCAUCCGAGUGCCGCCGAUGAGGCAGGGGGCAGCGUGCCACUGAUGCGAGCACAUCCGCAUCCGCGCCACCAGCCGCAUCAGCACGUGCAACAUCUGCAGCAGCACCAUACACGCCAGCAGCGAGAUCGCCAGCCCAAGCACAUUGCACCCGAUCCGAGCAGCAGCGAGGAGGAGGAAUUACAACAGCAGCAGCAGUUGUAUGAUCAGCGCAUGCGGCGCCACCUGCGCAGCAAGCAGGAGCGCCUGUUGCAACAGGAGCACAACUAUCAUCGCGUCACACCCGAGCAACUGAAGACCAGUCCCAAGCUGUGGCAGCUGCUCAGCCAGGGCUACCAAUUCGAUGAGUGGCUGGAUGGACCAGCUGGCAAUGAUCAAGUGGAUGACUCAAUGUUGCAAGAGGAUGAGGCAGAGCAAUACGUGAAGAACGAGCUGCAACAGAGCAGAAAUGCCACGACGAAAACAGCGUCGAGCGGUUGCCCCAAAUGCGAGAGCCAUCGCCAGGAGGAGCACAUCAGCGAGGAGGAAUUGCGUAAUCUGCGCAUUGAGUUUGUCAAGCAGCAAAUACUCGAGAAACUGCGCCUCAAGGAGAGCCCCAAAGUCUCCGGCGUGGAGCUGCCCCGCCCCAUUUUCGAGGGCAUCGCGCUGCAGCAGCAUCCGGAUGAGUCCAGCAAGAAUAAGGACUAUGAUGAUUACUAUGCCCGCACCAAUCAGAAAUUUAUUCUCCUGCAACGUGAAGAAAGAGAGUGCCGUCGUCUGGGCGGACAUCCCUCGAUGUGUUUCAGCUUCAAGAUCGACGAUGCCGAUGCGGAUGGGUUUGAUGUGAGCAGUGCUGUGCUGUGGCUCUAUAAGAACAAACAGAACUACACCAAAGCUAGCAAUGCGAACGAGUUAAGCAGCGAGCAGAGGAAGCAAACGAUUGUUGUCUCCGAGGUGGAGCAGCAGCUGGACUCCGGCUAUCUGCCGCUGACCAAGACGAUAGCCAUACAGUCGGUGAAUGUGCAAGAUGAGUGGAUGAAAAUCAACAUUGAAUGGCCGAUCAAGCGCUGGUUCGGAAAUCGCGAUCUCAGUCAUCUCAUACAGAUAUCAUGCGAAUCGUGCGACAUUGGCAGCAUGGAGGAGAUCAUAUCCAUCAACAAUAACUACAGACCCUUCAUCAUGAUCGACACCCAGAAUCGCCGCAGCAAGUCUCGCCAGAAGCGCAAUAUUAACUGUUCCAGCGGUGUGACGGAAUGUUGCCGCGAGAAACUAUAUAUUUCAUUCGCCGACAUCGGCUGGGACAAUUGGAUAAUGCAGCCGAAGGGCUACGAUGCCUAUUUCUGUCGCGGCUCCUGCAGCUCCGUGGCGAGUGUUGCCCAGGCGGCAUCGCAUCACAGCUCCUUGCUGAAAAUCCUCUCCACAAAUGGUUCACGGAAGCCAUUGGAUCUGGUGCCCUGCUGUACCGCCAAACAGUAUUCCUCGUUGCAGUUGGUCGUGCUGGACUCCAACAACUCGGCGACAGUCAAAACGCUGCCCAACAUGGUCGUCGAAUCGUGCGGCUGCAGAUAGUUCCACAGUAUAUAUAUAUAUAUAUAUAGAUAUAUAGUAUAUGUAUAUAUAUAUUGCAAACAGCAUCGAGAAACCCCCUCAAAAAAAUAUCGGACAAAUUAGAUAUAGCUCACAAUCGCUAGCCCACUUCAUAACUGCAUAUAUAUAUAUUUAUAUA